AUGCUAGACAAUUACUAUGAUCUUGGCUCAUAUCGUCGUGCGGUGACGACCGACUCCCCAGAUGCUCAGCUCUGGUUCAAUCGGGGGCUAUUGUGGGCCUAUUCCUUUAACCAUGAGGAGUCGACUCGUUGCUUUGAGAAGGCCACCUCAUACGACCCAAAUUGCGCCAUGGCAUUUUGGGGCGUAGCCUACGCCUGCGGUCCAAAUUACAACAAAUCUUGGGCCCGGUUUGAUAAGAAAGAUUUAGAAAGUACUGUUACGAAAGCAAAUGCUGCACUAGCUCGUGCCCUGAACCUCGCUGAGGAAGCUUCCCCGGUGGAACGGGCGGUGAUCAACGCCCUUGUCGCGAGAUUCCCGGCUGGCGAGAUCCCUAGUGACCUUAGGAAGCUGGAUGACGCCUAUGUCGAUGCUAUGCGCCCAGUCUAUGCGGCUUAUUCUGAAGAUCAAGACGUGGCGACCUUGUUCGUUGAUGCGCUCAUGUGUCGUCGAUCCCGGGCGCUCUGGAACGUCGAUACAGGUGAGCCCAGCGAUUAUUGCACAGUCGAAGCCCGUACCGUUCUGGAGUCAGCGUUGGCAAAACCGGAUGGCUACGAGCAUCCGGCACUCUGUCAUCUAUACAUCCACCUUAUGGAAAUGUCACCCGUGCCCGAGUUGGCCUUGCUCGCAGCCGACCGAUUGCGACAGCUUGUCCCGGAGGCCUCCCAUAUGCUGCACAUGGGGACACACAUUGACCUUGCGUGCGGAGACUAUCGCCGCGUUAUUGCAUCAAAUAGCGACGCAAUGGCAGCUGAUGAUAAGUAUUUUGCACUUGAAGGGGGAUCCACCCUCUACACCGCAUAUCGCGCACACAAUAUCUACACAAAGGUGUAUGGUGCCAUCAUGUGUGGCCGCUUUAAGGACGCAAUUUCCGCUGCGAAACGACUUUGGGAGAUCUUAGAUGUUAAGACUUUGUCAAUUACAAGUCCUCCGAUGGCCGACUGGACGGAGAGCCAACUUGGCGUCUUGCCGCAUGUGUUGGUCCGAUUCGGUCGUUGGGACGAUAUUCUUCGUCUGGAGCUGCCUACCGACCAGAAGUUAUACUGUUCCACAACGGCAAUGAUGCUAUACGCGCGUGGCGUCGCCUUCAGCGUGCUUGGUCGCAUUGAAGAGGCAGAGCGUACGAUGUCCGAAUUCGAAGCUGUACGCGCGAGAGUCCCAAUCUCCCGUCUCAAUAGCUUGCCCAGCAGAGAGGUCGAUGUCCUGAAAGUUGCGGCUGCUAUGCUCAAAGGCGAGCUUGAAUAUCGCAAGGGGAAUCUUAAGGUGGCGUUCUCAACGUUACGGGAAGCUGUCCAGUUGGAGGAGGCAAUCCCAUUUUGCGAUCCGCCAGCAUGGAUGCAGCCCGUUCGCCACGCCCUUGGUGCGCUCUUACUUGAACAGAACCGAAUCGAGGAGGCCGAAGAAGUUUACCGAGAAGAUCUUGGUCUUAGUGACACUUAUCCACGCGUCCGUGCCCAUUUCAACAAUAUUUGGGCCCUCCAUGGGUUGUACGAGUGCUUCAUACGGUCUGGUAAGCACAAGGAGGCUUUGCUUCUUCGCAGUCAGCGUGACUUUGCACUUGCCUCUGCUGACACAGCUAUCACGGCUUCUUGUUACUGUCGAUUAUCGACUGGGGAUAAUAUCACGGCCUGUUGUUCUACAUCUGCAAAGUCCACUUUAUGA
Aspergillus tanneri is the source of this 1698-nucleotide messenger RNA. RefSeq lists its product as uncharacterized. Gene Ontology annotation, cellular component: intracellular anatomical structure. The record is from RefSeq and is a predicted model, not a curated record. Gene Ontology annotation, molecular function: protein binding. Bases 1 to 1698 code for a protein of 565 amino acids. The transcript has a single exon. NCBI's taxonomy places the organism in Eukaryota, Fungi, Ascomycota, Eurotiomycetes, Eurotiales, Aspergillaceae.